AUGAGUGAACCGGACGCUUAUUCCACUGCUGACGAAGCUAUCUGCGCCAGCGCCGAGCAAGUGGUUCAAACACCUGGAGGCAGCGCAGAGUUGUUGUUCGGGGCACGAAUGAGGCUGCGAGACGAUCUGCAAAUCAGGCAACUAAUCGAGAGCGAACAGGCCGCAGUGUUCCAAGAGGAACGAGAUCAAUUGCGUGCGGACGCAAGGAGACGGAUCGAGGAAAUCCAAGCUCGAAACAAGCAGGCGUAUAACAAAAGGCGCAAGAAGGCGAGAGCAUACAGGACGGGAGACCUAGUGGCGAUCGAGAGGACGCAGGGCGGCCCCGGGCUAAAGCUGCACCCGAAGUUUCUUGGACCGUAUCGGGUGGUAAAAGUCCUGCGAAAUGACCGGUACAUAGUGCAGCGGGAGGGCGAGCAUGAAGGGCCACGUACAACUUCCACGGCAGCCGAUCACAUGAAGUGGUGGAGUGUUGAUGAUAGUGAUGCAAGUGCGACUAGUGAUGAUGAGUACAUCUGAGGGCAGAUGUGAUUGCCAGGAAAAGCCGAGUAUAAUAUC
Messenger RNA from Bombus impatiens (common eastern bumble bee), 555 nucleotides. RefSeq lists its product as uncharacterized. The record is from RefSeq and is a predicted model, not a curated record. The transcript is spliced from 2 exons. NCBI's taxonomy places the organism in Eukaryota, Metazoa, Arthropoda, Insecta, Hymenoptera, Apidae. The coding region runs from base 1 to 516 and encodes 171 amino acids.